This is a messenger RNA of Paraphaeosphaeria sporulosa, 1872 nucleotides long. RefSeq names its product 4-coumarate-CoA ligase-like protein. The record is from RefSeq and is a predicted model, not a curated record. The transcript has 4 exons. Gene Ontology annotation, molecular function: CoA-ligase activity. Bases 1 to 1785 code for a protein of 594 amino acids. NCBI's taxonomy places the organism in Eukaryota, Fungi, Ascomycota, Dothideomycetes, Pleosporales, Didymosphaeriaceae. Gene Ontology annotation, biological process: secondary metabolic process.
AUGGUGCUGAAAUCGCGCUGGUCAUUCGACAUCCCGCAAGUCUCGCUGCCCACAUACCUCUUCGAUUCACCCACAGCAGACCUCCCAAAGACCCCAGCUCUCAUCUCCGCAAAAGACCCAGAGAAAUACUACCUCUCCAUCCACACCUACCGUCUCUAUGGACAGCGACUCGCGGCCGGCUUGCUCCGCGCGGGACUCAAGCCUGGCGAGCGUGUGCUGCUCUUCUCUGGGAACACGCUGUUCUUCCCCACAGUGAUGAUCGGCAUCAUCAUGGCCGGCGGCAUCUACACGGGUGCAAACCCGACUUAUGUCGCACGAGAGCUGGCGUACCAGCUCAAGGAUUCGGGCGCGAAGUACCUCCUCUGCGCGGAGGGCAGUAUCGACACAGGCAUCGCCGCUGCGCAAGAGGCAGGCCUCCCCGCCUCCAGCGUCUUCGUCUUUGACGACGGCGUCGCGACCUUCGAGGGCCGCACAGUCGAGAAACACGCGCCUGCCCUGGGCGGAACCAUCCGCCACUGGACCACCCUCCUCGCGUCCGAAGCCGAAGGCCGCGCCUAUGCGUGGCCCGACCUGCGCACGCCCGCCGAGCUCGAUACUGUCAUCGCGCUGAACUACAGCUCCGGGACCACAGGACUCGCCAAGGGCGUCAUGAUCACGCACAAAAACUACGUCUCCAAUUCCGCGCAGCAAAUGUGGAUGUCGAUGAUCUCGGCCGACUAUGAAGAGCGCCGCGCCCGCGUACGGCACCUUUGCUUCCUGCCCAUGUACCACGCGUUGUCGCAGUCCGUGUUCUGCGUCAACGCGCCCAAGAUGCGGCUCCCAGUGUACGUGAUGCCCAAGUUCGACUUCGUCGAGAUGCUGCAGUACAUCCAGGCGUACCGGAUCACGGACCUCGUCCUGGUGCCGCCCGUCAUCGUCGCCAUGGCGAAGCACCCCGCGGUCAAGAAGUUCGAUCUUUCCUCCGUCGAGAAAGUCGGGAGCGGCGCCGCACCCCUGGGCCGCGAGAUUGCCGAAGAGUUCGAGAAGCUGUGGGCGGAUCGCAGCGUAAAUGUCAAGCAGGGCUGGGGCAUGACGGAGCUGACGUGCGCGGCGACGACGUCGGAUCCGAACAAGAUUUCGCGAGAUGGGGCGGUCGGCGAGCUGCUGCCGAACUGCGAGGCCAAAAUUGUGCUGGACGACGAGGGCAAGGUAGAGGCGCCGCAGGGAGAGCGCGGGGAGGUCUGGGUGCGCGCGCCGAACGUGAUGAAGGGAUACUGGCGGAAGCCGGAGGCGACCGCGGAGACGAUCACGGCAGAUGGGUGGCUGAAGACGGGCGAUAUCGCGUAUGUCGACGAGGAGAACGAGUUCCAUGUCGUGGACCGGAAGAAGGUGCGUAGUCUUGCCGCCCCAUUGGUUUUCCCACCAAAUACAACGGUAGGGAGAGGAACAGCUGACAAGAACCAGGAACUCAUCAAAGUAAAAGGCCUCCAAGUCGCCCCCGCAGAGCUUGAAGCCCUCCUCCUCGACCACCCCGCCGUCCAGGACGUCGCCGUCAUCGGCGUCAUGCUCUCCGGAGAAGAGCUCCCCCGCGCCUACAUCGUCCCACAAACACCAACCCAGGCAACGCCCCAGGUCGCCGAGACCAUCAAGGCGUGGCUGGCAGAGCGCGUCUCCCGCGCCAAGCGGCUGGACGGGGGCGUUGUCUUCGUGGAGGCGAUUCCAAAGAACCCCUCCGGCAAGAUACUGCGGAGGGAGCUGCGGGAGAAGGCCCAGGCGGAGGCGGCGGGGGCGAAGGCGAAGCUGUAAAUGCGUACUGUUCCCCUUUGCGUUUGCAUUGGGGAUAAGGUGGUUUCAAGCCAAAGCAAUGUAUUCUGAUCUUGCGCAUAUACCUCU